Molecule: messenger RNA, 1311 nt
Organism: Lotus japonicus
Lineage: Eukaryota; Viridiplantae; Streptophyta; Magnoliopsida; Fabales; Fabaceae
Product: thiamine thiazole synthase 2, chloroplastic-like
Exons: 2
Coding region: 114-1181 (355 amino acids)
Biological process (GO): thiamine biosynthetic process
Source: RefSeq, a predicted model, not a curated record
CACCUCUUCUUUUGUGUAUAUAACCUCCAUCCUCUUACACUGCCAAGUACCAACUCACUGUGAUCCUUUCUAUCUCUAACACUCUUCUCCAAAACCUCUUCACUCAGUUAACAAUGGCAGCCAUGGCCACCACAACCCUCACCUCCUCCCUCAUUUCCAACCCAAAAUCCUCAUUCUCCUCCUUCCAUGGAAAACCCAUCUCCACCCGCACCACCUCCAUCAAAUCCACCACCCAACAAAACACAACCACCAUCUCCAUGUCCUUGAACUCCCCUGCUUACGAUCUCGAAGCCUUCAAAUUUGCACCCAUCAAGGAAUCCAUCGUCUCACGUGAAAUGACCCGCCGCUACAUGACUGACAUGAUCACUUACGCCGACACCGACGUCGUCAUCGUCGGCGCUGGAUCCGCCGGCCUCUCAUGCGCCUACGAGCUCAGCAAGGACCCUUCCAUCAGCAUCGCCAUCAUUGAGCAGUCUGUCAGCCCCGGCGGCGGCGCGUGGCUCGGUGGCCAGCUCUUCUCCGCCAUGGUGGUCCGUAAGCCGGCUCACCUCUUCCUCAACGAGAUCGGCGUCGACUACGAUGAGCAGGAGGACUACGUCGUGAUCAAGCACGCUGCCCUGUUCACCUCCACCAUCAUGAGCAAGCUUCUGGCGAAGCCGAAUGUGAAGCUGUUUAACGCGGUGGCGGCCGAGGAUUUGAUCGUGAAGGAAGGGAGAGUUGCUGGGGUGGUUACCAACUGGGCUUUGGUGUCAAUGAACCAUGACACACAGUCAUGCAUGGACCCAAACGUUAUGGAGGCUAAGAUUGUUGUGAGUUCCUGUGGCCAUGAUGGGCCCUUCGGUGCAACUGGAGUAAAGAGGUUGAAGAGCAUUGGCAUGAUCGACAGUGUUCCUGGAAUGAAGGCACUGGAUAUGAACACAGCUGAAGACGCUAUUGUUAGGUUCACAAGGGAGGUUGUACCAGGAAUGAUAGUGACUGGCAUGGAGGUAGCUGAAAUUGAUGGUGCCCCAAGAAUGGGUCCAACUUUCGGUGCUAUGAUGAUAUCUGGGCAGAAAGCAGCCCAUUUGGCGUUGAAGGCAUUGGGGAAGAACAAUGCUAUUGAUGGAACAUGUGAAGCUGUGAGGGAAGAGCCAGAGCUUGUUUUGGCUUCUGUUGAUGCUGAGGAGACUGUUGAUGCGUAGAGCUUAUAAUUUAGAUUGUUUUAGAUUUUUUUUCCUUUUUUUUUUCUGGUUUACCCCCCUGUCAAUGAUAUGAAUUUUGGGAUAAAUAAAGCAACUGUGAAUGAAACCCGUUGUUUCAUCUUUGCAUUCA